Messenger RNA from Athene cunicularia (burrowing owl), 2605 nucleotides. RefSeq names its product adenosine deaminase, tRNA specific 1 (gene ADAT1). NCBI's taxonomy places the organism in Eukaryota, Metazoa, Chordata, Aves, Strigiformes, Strigidae. Bases 333 to 1625 code for a protein of 430 amino acids. The record is from RefSeq and is a predicted model, not a curated record. The transcript is spliced from 8 exons. Gene Ontology annotation, biological process: RNA processing. Gene Ontology annotation, molecular function: adenosine deaminase activity; RNA binding.
CGUGGUGUGGGGAACGGGCGGGCAUGGUGGGACGCGGAACUGCACAGUGGGAUCCUUGGGAACCCCGCAGUCUCACCCGCCGCAGCACCAUAAGCGUUCUGUUGUUGAUUUUUAUUGCUGGCGGUUUGGGGAAAAAGUUUUUUAUCUCGUACGAUUGUUUCAUAUAAAUAAUCCUGAAAGGGGUGGUGCAGCCAGGCCUUGGAUGUUGGAACCCACUGCAGGAAGGUGCCGUGCAGAAGGCGGUGGUAGGGUUUGAAGAGAUGGGGGUGUAAAUCAGUGUUGUGAUCAGUGGAAUCCAAUUCUCUUUAGAACCUGUGCUUGCAUCAGGAGCCAUGUGGUCAGCUGAUGAAAUUGCUGAGCUUUGUUACCUGCAUUAUAGGACCAGACUCCCUAAGCAGGGGAAACCAGAUCCAAACAGGGAAUGGACUUCACUGGCAGCUGUUGUCAAAGUGGAGUCUGCAACUCAAAGAGAGGUUCUUGAUAGUCCGGGGAAUCUGCAGGUGACAAAGGAAGUUGUUGCUAUGGGAACUGGAACAAAAUGUAUUGGCCAAAACAAAAUGAGAAAAACUGGAGAUGUUCUGAAUGACAGUCAUGCUGAAAUUGUGGCCAAGAGAAGCUUCCAGAGGUAUCUUCUCCAUCAGAUGUGGCUGGCAGCUGUCCAUCAGCAAUGCAGUAUCUUUAUUCCAGGAACUGAAACUGGGAAAUGGAAACUCAGACCAAAUAUCUCAUUUGUUUUCUUCUCCAGUCAUACCCCAUGUGGAGAUGCUUCUAUUAUUCCAAUUAGUGAACCAGAGAACCAGCUUUCUAAGCCAGUGACUGGAGAUGAUGCAGCUGGACAAUCAGCAGAGUGUAGAACUCACCAUGAUUGUUUUGCUCCAGAAGAUAAAAGGAAAUCGGAGACAAUGGCAAGUAAACAUACAAGCAAGAGAAUGAAGACUGAUAAUGAUAAUUAUUUUUCUGUAAUCACUGAAGAGCUGGCUGUUCAGCAAGCAUCUGUGAAACGAGAAGAUGACACAGACUCAAAGAGCUGUGAAUGUUCUGUAGAGAUGCAUACAGCGAAUCAGGAGACUGGCUUAGGGAGUCCGAAGGUGGUAGAUGUUCACAGAACUGGAGCAAAAUGCGUCCCCGGAGAGCUGGGUGAUGCCCGAGUACCUGGGCUGGGGUAUCACUGUGUGGGAUUGCUACGAGUGAAGCCAGGACGUGGGGACAGAACACGCUCUAUGUCCUGCAGUGAUAAACUGGCUCGCUGGAAUGUGCUGGGGUGUCAGGGAGCUCUUCUGAUGCAUUUCCUGCAGUAUCCAGUGUAUCUGUCGGCAGUUAUAGUGGGCAAGUGUCCAUAUAGCCGAGAAGCUAUGCGGAGAGCAAUUAUUGAAAGGUGUCAGCACAUCUCAUUUUUACCAGCUGGUUUUCUCACUCAGGAGGUUAAGCUGCUGCAAUCGGAUCUUCAGUUUGAACAUAGCCGUCAGGCAAUUCAGGAAGUUCAAACUAACAGCAAAACAAAACUUGUUCCUUGUAGUGCAGCUAUCAGUUGGAGUGCGGUCCCUGAGCAACCUCUGGAUGUCACCUCAGAUGGCUUCCGGCAGGGAACGACAACGAAGAGCAUUGGGAGCCAUCAGAGCAGGUGAAUCUCAGGGUGAUGGUGGGGGAUGGUGUUUGGGAGUUUUUCCCUCCUCAGUGUGCUGGAUAACACUAAAUAGCAAGGAAGGUAAAGCUGACUGACUAAAAGGAAUUUGUAGGUAGAUGGCUGGUAUGUGCUUUUGUUAAUUCUUAAUUAACUAAAACACCAAAAUCUACAAUAUGAACCUCUGACAGAUUAACGCAAAGAUGACAUUUUAGGGGUUCUUAAAGAACUUACUAGCAAAUAGGAAGAUUUUUUUGAUAUUUUUUUCAAUGCUUCUGGAGAAUCAGCUUGUCCAUGUUGGAGAAGUGAAUCAGUCAUUGUGAAGACAAGUGUAUAAAGAGAAUUUAACUAAAUGGAGAAACUAGUUGGGGCUUGCAAAAACAAACCUUGCUUUAUAAACAGUUUUGGUUGCCUUCUCUUUUGGGGAAGAGAAGGACUUAAAGCUGACAGCAAUGCAUAUGGUAUCUUCAAAAGACAUUUCAAACUUUGACUCAUUUUAUUUGGAUGAGCCUCUUUGUAUUUAACUGCCCUGCAGCUGUGGAUGAAUGUGUCCUUGUCACCUUGUGAAAAGGACAGCAUUGUUCCAGAUAUUUCUGCUGGUUCUUUUAUUCUGAAUAAUAACAAAGCUUGCCGGUUUGAACAAGCCUUUGGAGUCCUUCUGUGCUUGUUUGAUCAGUUCUGGGACUAGUCUUCUAGCUCAAGCUUGCUGUAGUUGUGAGCCGAUGGCGGUGCAGUCUCACACAGAUAACAGUGUGGGGGUAUUAAAAUGUUCUCUCUGCAGACUGACAGAGUGCUGGCUGGGACAUGGGGGCAACGCAGCUCUUUGUCAAUGUAACAUUUUAAACGAAGGGAAAAGGCAGGUGGGCAGCUUGGAUAGGGUAGGAGAAGUUGUGGAGAUCUUUUUACAUUCUUUGAGAACAUCAUGUAUUUUUUUAUCAAAAAUGUUCAGCUGGGAUAUACCACUGUGAUCUGUAGGAGGAAGUG